Messenger RNA from Leishmania braziliensis MHOM/BR/75/M2904, 1173 nucleotides. RefSeq lists its product as hypothetical. The record is from RefSeq and is a predicted model, not a curated record. The transcript has a single exon. Bases 1 to 1173 code for a protein of 390 amino acids. Lineage: Eukaryota; Euglenozoa; Kinetoplastea; Trypanosomatida; Trypanosomatidae.
AUGCCGGGGGUGAGUGACAGAAGAGCUGCGUAUGUGUCGUGCCGCAUCCAUUGUCUGCCCGCGUGCUUCUCACGUGCGGCCAUUGCCGUUUCCAAGCUGACUUUACCCGCGCCAGAGAUUCCACCUCUUGUCUCCCUCUGCACGUGUGGGCUGCCAGGCUACAGCGCCCGGGAGGGUGAAGUGUUCAGCGCCGCCGCUGGCGACCUUCAUCCACGACACCGACUCCCCUUUGUGCUUUCUCGCGUUGCCGCCUCCAAGGCGAUUGCGUCUUUGUCGCCAAGCAAGACCCUCACCAGUCCCAAAACGAAUGAGGCACCCACCGUCGUUUUCACCCAUCGUCGCGAGGCGGCGCCAAUGCUGCACGGGUGCUGCCUGAGCAUUGCGCACGAGGACUCCGUAGCGGCGUCGGUGGCAUGGCCCGUCUCGUCACCCGACUCUUUUUCCCCUAACGAUUCUAAUGCCUCGCCAAAGAGACUCUGCAGAGGAACAGAUGUGGUGCGUGCACAUUGCUCGUUGUCGGAUGCGACGGCCACCGCGUUUGCAUACGCGAUCGACGUGGUGAGUGUGGCAGAGGUCCACCGCGUGCGAAGCCGCUUUCCCCGACUCGGGCAGCGGUGGAUGCCUCAGUGCAUCACGGCCGUGUCUGCCGAAGAUGUGCGGCGUGGGCUGGCGUGUGUUCAGAAACAGCCGCCGGAAAGUGGUGCCGAGGUGGGGGUUCCCGAGGCCGGCCACGGCAGCGAAGACGUCAGUGCAUGCCAGGCGGUUGGACGUCGCGAUGGGUGGUGGGAGCACCUGCCCACGCCAUGUGAGAGCGAAGCGGACGCAUAUGCCGCCGUAGUACUGGCGCAGCACUGGGGUGCGCGUGAGUGCGCUGUGAAGCUGGUAGGCAUUCCUGGUCGCUCUUUCGCAUACGAGUGCGUGGGUGCACUGCUGCCGCGAGGUGGUGGUGCGGUGGGUGCCGAGUCCAAUCCGUUCACAGUGUCGUUCAUGGUGUCACACAGCCUCUACUUGGCCGGUGUAAGUGGCGUUGAGGCGGCCACCUUGGCAAAACAAGGACUGCAGCCUCUGCUGUACCUCUAUACGUGGACGGAAUGGGUGCCGUUCAAUCGCACGGUGAAUCUCCCCUAUGUUGUCAUGCUAGCCUGCACGCCUUGUUCUUCAGUCGCACGGUGA